This is a messenger RNA of Phyllostomus hastatus (greater spear-nosed bat), 1679 nucleotides long. RefSeq names its product peptidase M20 domain containing 2 (gene PM20D2). Gene Ontology annotation, molecular function: dipeptidase activity. The record is from RefSeq and is a predicted model, not a curated record. Lineage: Eukaryota; Metazoa; Chordata; Mammalia; Chiroptera; Phyllostomidae. The coding region runs from base 12 to 1316 and encodes 434 amino acids. The transcript has 8 exons.
CUUUGGGCACGAUGGGUCCUGGAGAGGAGCUGCCUGUGGAGCUGGGCGCCUGCGGUGGUGCCUCUGAGUUGGAGCUGCUGAAACUGCGCGCUGCGGAGUGCAUCGACGAGGCGGCCGGCCGCCUAGGGGCCCUGAGCCAGGCCAUCUGGAGCCAACCCGAGCUGGCCUACGAGGAGCAACAUGCCCACGGCGUGCUAACGCGCUUCUUCCAGUGCGAGCCACCGGCCGCCUCUUGGAUGGUGCAGCCGCACUACCACCUGGCCACGGCCUUCCGCGCCGAGUGGGAGACACCGGGGGUCCAUGUGUCACAGAACCCUCUGCACCUGGGCUUUCUGUGCGAAUACGACGCACUGCCCAGCAUCGGGCACGCAUGCGGCCAUAACCUAAUCGCUGAAGUCGGGGCGGCGGCGGCGCUGGGCUUGAAAGGGGCUCUGGAGGCCUUCCACGGGCCGCCUCCGCCGGUAAAGGUAAUUGUCCUGGGAACCCCUGCAGAAGAAGAUGGUGGUGGCAAAAUUGAUUUAAUUGAAGCAGGGGCUUUUAAAAAUCUUGACGUUGUUUUUAUGGCCCAUCCAUCCCAAGAGAAUGCUGCCUAUCUGCCUGAUGUGGCUGAACAUGAUGUGACUGUGAAAUACCAUGGAAAAGCAUCUCAUGCUGCUGCUUACCCCUGGGAGGGAGUAAACGCGGUCGACGCUGCUGUUCUCGCGUACAACAAUCUGUCUGUGUUGAGACAGCAAAUGAAACCAACCUGGAGAGCUCAUGGGAUAAUAAAAAAUGGUGGUGUAAAACCCAAUAUCAUUCCCUGUUAUUCUGAAUUAAUCUAUUACUUCCGUGCACCCUCAAUGAAAGAACUUACAGUUUUGACCGAAAAGGCAGAAGAUUGCUUCAGAGCUGCAGCUUUGGCUACUGGGUGCACAGUGGAAAUUAAAGGUGGAGCACAUGACUAUUACAAUGUCCUUCCCAAUAAAAGCCUAAGGAAAGCUUAUAUUGAAAACGGGGAAAAGCUGGGAAUAGAAUUCAUUUCAGAAGAUGAUGCAGUUUUGAAUAGCUCUUCAGGAUCUACUGAUUUUGGAAACGUUAGUUUUGUGGUUCCUGGGAUUCAUCCAUAUUUUUACAUUGGAUCUGAUGCCUUGAAUCAUACAGAACAAUACACUGAAGCUGCAGGAUCUCAAGAAGCUCAAUUCUACACUUUGCGUACAGCCAAAGCUCUGGCAAUGACUGCGUUGGAUGUGAUUUUUAAACCAGAGUUGCUAGAAAGAAUCAGAGAGGACUUUAAAUUGAAACUUCAAGAAGAAGAAUUUUUAAAUAGAGUAGAAUAAAAGGAAGAUUUAGGAGCCACUUGUGGAUCAUUAAGAAGUGGCUAUGUUUCUCAGAAUGAGAUCUUUGGUGACUGAUCAUGAAAUGAAAGGCUUCUGUACUUGAAACGUGGAGUCUUUACUACAAUUAUAGCUGACUCUUCAACAACACAUGCAUCGGUUAGGGGCACCAACACUCCCUCCUUCCCCCUCCUCACUCUACACAGUAAAAAAUCAUGUAUAAUUUUUGACUCUCCCAAAACUUAACUACUAAUAGCCUACUGUUGACCAGAAGCCUUACCAAUAAUAUAAAUAGUUGAUUAACAUAAUUAUAUGUAUUAUAUACUGUAUUCUUACAAUAAAGUAAGCUAGAGAAAAUAUUUUAAG